AUGAAUCGGUCGACUCGCCUGGUCACCCGACUCUACUCGCCCGAGUCACCCCGCUUCUUCCUCUCCCUGCGUCGUUCUCCGAACACCCUCGCUCCAUUCUCGACCCUAAGGAAAGCCAGAUUUACGGCCUCUGCCACCGCCAACGGUCCACUUCAGCCCCACCCGAAACGGCCCGCUAUGGACCCUCAAUCCUCCGUGCCCGACCCGCCGGCCGCCGAUAAUUUCGUCCACGUCGAGAACCCUACAAUUGAAGACCUGUCGGAUAGCAUCGUCGGUGUCGAUGCGCCGAGGGACGAGUACGACGACGACGUCGUUUCGACGAGCGCUGCGGCCGAGAGUUCAGACCAGAGGAAGGUCCUUCCGGAGGAGCUGUCGAGGAGCGUGGUGGUGCUCACGUGCGAGUCUACGGCUGAGGGUGGCGUUUGCGACGUGCACUUGGUUGGAACGGCUCACGUUUCGGUGGAGUCAUGCAGAGAAGUUGAAGCAGUGAUUAGCUAUUUGAAACCAGAGGUUGUCUUCUUGGAGUUAUGCUCCAGUCGGGUGGCUGCACUUACUCCUCAGAAUUUGAAGGUACCGACAAUGGGCGAAAUGAUUGAAAUGUGGAAGAAAAAACAUAAUGCCUUUGGAAUUGUUUACAGCUGGUUCCUUGCCAAGGUUUCAAGUAAGCUUGAGGUUUUUCCUGGUGCUGAGUUUCGUGUAGCAUAUGAAGAAGCAAUGAAGUAUGGUGGUAGGGUGAUACUUGGCGAUCGCCCAGUGCAGAUUACAUUGCGAAGGACGUGGGCAAAAAUGCCACUUUGGCAUAAGAUAAAACUACUAUAUUCAUUCCUUUUUCAAGCAGUCUUUCUACCAAGUCCUGAUGAUCUGAAUAAAAUGCUAAAGGAAAUGGAUGAUGUUGACAUGCUGACUCUUGUGAUUCAAGAGAUGAGCAAGGAGUACCCAACUCUAAUGGAAACACUCGUACAUGAGCGAGACCAGUACAUGUCAUCUACACUCCUUAGAAUUGCCACCGAGCAUAGUUCAGUGGUUGCAGUGGUGGGCAAGGGGCACCUCCAAGGAAUCAAGAAGCACUGGAAGCAGCCUGUUGUGGUCAAGGAUCUUAUGGAAAUUCCUUCACAGCAGUCGGCAUUUUCCACCGCAAAAGUCCUUAAAUCUUUCGGUGUAGCGGUUGCAGGGGUGGCCAUAAUAUCAGGCAUCUAUCUUGCAUCCAAGAAGUAA
Molecule: messenger RNA, 1215 nt
Organism: Prunus armeniaca (apricot)
Lineage: Eukaryota; Viridiplantae; Streptophyta; Magnoliopsida; Rosales; Rosaceae
Source: the annotation of a GenBank genome assembly